CUCCGACGUAUAUGUACAUCCAAUCCUACCUAGGUACGUACCUAAGCGAGACAUCAGUCAUCGCCCCCUUCAUCCCUAUAAUAGAAAACACAGAGUCCUAGACACCCAGGUUGGUAGUGUACCUUCCUAGCUGCAUUAGGUACCUACCUGGUCAGGUUCACGAUAUAUUAACCACCUUCAUUCGCAUAUCUGUGUUCUUAGAGCCUGCUAAGUCGCCAAGUAUUUUAGUUUAUACCAUCCACGAUGCACGUUAUAAUCAUCGGAGCAGGCCUCGGAGGGCUUAGCCUAGCUCAGUGUCUCCGAAAGCAAGGUAUCUCAUUUGAGAUCUUCGAGCGCGACGUUACUCCAAAAGCUCGUUUCCAGGGGUGGGCUAUCGCUCUUUAUGGCUCGACCGUGGAGGACCUUGCCUCAUCUUUUCCGUCUGAUGUGCCUGACCUGAGAGAGUCUACGAACCAUCUGCAGCCGCUGAGUAUUCCCGCUCAGCUCUGCAUGUACGCCCCCGACAAAGACGGCCGUAUUGGCGUCGAGGACUCGUCUGAGAUCCCAUUGAUCCGCGCAGAGCGCCUAAGGUUGAGAAACUGGCUUGCAACCAAUCUCUCCAUUCAAUGGGGGAAACGUCUUACACGCAUCGAACAAGGCGAUGAUGGGGUUUCGGUUUAUUUCGAAGACGGCACAAGUGCCAAAGGGGACAUUGUAGUUGGUGCCGAUGGCGUUAAGAGUGUUGUGAGAGAAUAUUUGUUAGAAAAGCCCAACAGUGAUCUCCUGAGUCUAGUCCCCCUCGCCGCCAUUGUCGGGCAGCUGGAGCUAUCCGGGGACGCCUUCAAAAGGCAGCUUGAGCUUGGACACAGCGGGUACUUGGUGAGAAGCCAGGAAUUGGGCUUCUUCAACUUCUGCGGUCUGCAUGAAACAAACCCCGAUGGGGUCUCCGGCAAGCAUUACUGGAUGUGGAUGACACCCGAUCCCAAUGUUGCCGAGCCCGAUCAUUGGCUUCAAAAUGCCAGCCAGCAGGAGAAACUAGACCAUGUGCUGAAGUCAGUGGCUCCUCUCCCGCCCCAGUUUCGUGAGAUUUUUGAGCAAACUCCCGCGAGUGGAAUUACUGAGAAGCCUUAUAUCUGGCGCGACCUUCAACUAGAACAAUCUAGCUUGCCGGCUGGUCGCGUCGUGCUUUUGGGCGAUGCUGCUCAUGCUAUGACUCCUUUCAGGGGCGAAGGCGGCUUCCAUGCAUUUAUCGACGCGUUAAAAUUGUCUAAGGUGCUGGGUCAACUCAAUGCUAGUGAGGUAGGCAAUGGGGUGGAGGGAAUCAAGACUGCUAUUGCCGAGUACAAUUCCGAGAUGCUCCAGAGAUGCUGGGUAGCAGUGCAAGACUCGAGGAAUAUGCAGGUUGGAAAACAGCCCGGGAAAGCAGGUGCGAAGCCGUGGAGAGGGGCAAGGCCACUACCAAAAGAGAAUAUCGUGUUGCAGCCUAUGGCUUGAUGGUUGGUGAAAUAGUAACUACCUUAGAUAUCGGUAUAGGGUAUCUUAACAAUGAUCAUAUAAUUACCAUCUUACGCAUUACCAGAUGUUAUAAGGGCUCUAUACGACCUUCUAAAUAAGUUGUUUUGAAAGCGACAGUGAGGUUGAAGAUACCUUAGCAGCUAAGCGUUUGGUAUGGUGGGG
This is a messenger RNA of Hypoxylon trugodes, 1656 nucleotides long. Its product is annotated as FAD/NAD(P)-binding domain-containing protein. The record is from RefSeq and is a predicted model, not a curated record. Gene Ontology annotation, molecular function: FAD binding. The transcript has 4 exons. The coding region runs from base 244 to 1473 and encodes 409 amino acids. NCBI's taxonomy places the organism in Eukaryota, Fungi, Ascomycota, Sordariomycetes, Xylariales, Hypoxylaceae.